UUCAUGACAUCUCCAUCUCUCUCAAAAUGCUACAUCUACUAUGGUAAUGCAUGCUACUUAGUACUUCAAAAAAGAAAAUCUCUGGAGGGCUAGAACAGCGCCGACCACCAACACAAACGGUACCUUGCCGUGACCUCCAGAAUAAAGUCAUGACUACUAGGUACUUUCUUCACUCCCCACAAUGUUACCUUCCCAUGUGCACUCCCCAGAUUUCUAACCCGCCCAGCAACAACACAGCGGCGGCGGCGGCGGCAGCAGCAACAACAACAGCUUCGUCGAUGUCGUCGUCAUUAUCAUCGUCAUCAUACCCUCAAUUUAAGAUUCAUGAUCGAUCAGGUCGUCGGAAAAGCUUGUUCCUGGCCACCAGCGACAGGAGCUGUCAAGCCCCUCCCUUUCACCAAUGAUCUAGGCAUCAUUGCCAUAUCCGGGGACUCCCCUCAAACUUCAUACCUUCACGCCUGACCAAGAUUUGCUGGUAAGGAGCGACUGGACUGAGGAUUAUUAAACUCAUUGAAAGACCUGGAGCAAACU
Messenger RNA from Aspergillus uvarum CBS 121591, 531 nucleotides. RefSeq lists its product as uncharacterized. The record is from RefSeq and is a predicted model, not a curated record. The transcript has a single exon. NCBI's taxonomy places the organism in Eukaryota, Fungi, Ascomycota, Eurotiomycetes, Eurotiales, Aspergillaceae. The coding region runs from base 51 to 404 and encodes 117 amino acids.